CCUCAUUCUUUUAACAGAUCUCUGCUCCCACCCUUUAGAUUUUGCUCUUGUUCUGCUCUAGUUUCUGUUCCAACCAUGAAUCCCGAGUACGACUACCUCUUUAAGCUCCUGCUCAUCGGGGAUUCUGGCGUGGGGAAGUCUUGUCUACUGUUGAGAUUCUCUGAUGAUUCGUAUGUAGAAAGUUACAUAAGCACUAUUGGAGUCGAUUUUAAAAUUCGGACUGUGGAGCAAGACGGGAAGACGAUUAAGCUCCAAAUUUGGGACACUGCUGGUCAAGAGCGGUUCAGGACAAUUACUAGCAGUUAUUACCGCGGCGCACAUGGAAUCAUUAUUGUCUACGACGUCACAGAUCAAGAAAGCUUUAACAACGUGAAGCAGUGGUUGAGUGAAAUUGAUCGUUAUGCUAGUGACAAUGUGAACAAACUCCUGGUUGGAAACAAGUGUGAUCUUACUGAAAACAGAGCCGUUCCAUAUGAAACGGCAAAGGCUUUUGCCGAUGAAAUUGGAAUUCCUUUCAUGGAGACUAGUGCUAAAGAUGCUACGAACGUGGAGCAGGCUUUCAUGGCGAUGUCCGCAUCGAUCAAACAGAGUAUGGCAAGCCAACCAGCUGGGAACAAUGCCAGACCGCCAACAGUGCAGAUCAGAGGACAGCCUGUUGUCCAAAAGAAUGGCUGUUGCUCAACUUGAUUGUCUAGCAAUAUCCUUUUCUUCGAGUCCAAUAUUGUUUUCUCUUCAGUUCACUUGUACUUUGUAUGUAAUAUCUGGUCUGUAAUUAAGCUCAAGUGUCCUUUGGUGGUUGUUUUUCUCUUUGCGUAUCAACAUUUCCGUACCAACACAUUUUUAUGGCUGCCUUCAGUGUAUUCAUAUCGAUACUGUCGUUUUGCUUAACAAUGUUUAUUAGAAAACCCACUGA
Molecule: messenger RNA, 913 nt
Organism: Raphanus sativus (radish)
Lineage: Eukaryota; Viridiplantae; Streptophyta; Magnoliopsida; Brassicales; Brassicaceae
Product: ras-related protein RABD2a
Exons: 8
Coding region: 76-687 (203 amino acids)
Molecular function (GO): GTP binding; GTPase activity
Source: RefSeq, a predicted model, not a curated record